AUGAGCACUCAAAUUGAAGAUCAAGACUGGAAGUCCAAGUUGAAUAUUCCAAAAAAAGAUACCAGACCACAAACUGAGGAUGUCUUAAGUACAAAAGGUAACACCUUUGAAGAUUUUUAUUUAAAAAGAGAACUUCUAAUGGGCAUAUUCGAAGCAGGUUUUGAAAAACCUUCUCCUAUUCAAGAAGAAUCUAUCCCAGUAGCCUUAGCUGGUAGAGACAUCUUAGCAAGAGCAAAAAAUGGUACUGGUAAAACAGCUGCUUUCGUUAUCCCAACUUUAGAAAAAGUUAAAUCCAAGCAUAACAAAAUACAAGCAUUAAUCAUGGUCCCAACAAGAGAAUUAGCAUUACAAACUUCUCAAGUCGUACGUACGUUGGGUAAACAUUGUGGUAUUUCAUGUAUGGUUACCACAGGUGGUACAAAUUUAAGAGAUGAUAUUUUAAGAUUAAACGAAACUGUGCAUAUUUUGGUAGGUACUCCUGGUAGAGUAUUGGAUUUGGCCUCUAGAAAAGUAGCAGAUUUAUCAGAAUGUAAUUUAUUCAUCAUGGAUGAAGCUGAUAAAAUGCUUUCCCGUGAUUUCAAAUCAAUCAUAGAACAAAUAUUGGUAUUCUUACCAAAAAAUCAUCAAUCUCUAUUAUUUAGUGCCACCUUCCCAUUAAGUGUUAAAGAAUUUAUGGUUAACCAUUUGCAUAAACCAUACGAAAUUAAUUUAAUGGACGAAUUAACUUUAAAAGGUAUCACACAAUAUUAUGCCUUUGUUGAAGAAAAACAAAAAUUGCAUUGUUUAAAUACUUUAUUUUCAAAAUUACAAAUUAACCAAGCCAUCAUCUUUUGUAAUUCCACAAAUCGUGUUGAAUUGCUAGCAAAAAAAAUUACUGAUUUAGGUUAUUCUUGUUAUUACUCUCACGCUAGAAUGAAGCAACAAGAAAGAAAUAGAGUCUUCCACGAAUUCCGUCAAGGUAAAGUUCGUACUCUAGUCUGCUCAGAUCUAUUAACUCGUGGUAUUGAUAUCCAAGCUGUAAACGUUGUUAUUAAUUUUGAUUUCCCAAAGACUGCCGAAACUUACUUGCAUCGUAUUGGUAGAUCCGGUAGAUUUGGCCAUUUAGGUUUGGCAAUCAAUCUAAUUAACUGGAAUGAUCGUUUUAACUUAUACAAGAUCGAACAAGAGUUAGGUACAGAAAUUCAAGCUAUCCCAGCAACAAUUGAUAAAUCAUUAUAUGUAGCUAACGAUAACUCUGCUGUUCCUGUACCAUUCCCAAUUGAACAAAGCCACGUUCAACCAUCCAUGCAACAACAACAUAUGCCCUUACCACCUCAACAACCAAUUCCAAACCAACAGUUUGGAGGAAUGCCACAACAGUAUUCUCCACAACAGCAACAGUAUCAACAAUACCCACCUCAAGGUAUGGCUAUGCCACCUCAAGGAAUUCAAAUGCAACAACAACCCCAAUUUUAA
This is a messenger RNA of Vanderwaltozyma polyspora DSM 70294, 1455 nucleotides long. RefSeq names its product DExD/H-box ATP-dependent RNA helicase DHH1 (gene DHH1). The transcript has a single exon. The coding region runs from base 1 to 1455 and encodes 484 amino acids. The record is from RefSeq and is a predicted model, not a curated record. NCBI's taxonomy places the organism in Eukaryota, Fungi, Ascomycota, Saccharomycetes, Saccharomycetales, Saccharomycetaceae. Gene Ontology annotation, biological process: cytoplasmic stress granule assembly; P-body assembly. Gene Ontology annotation, cellular component: cytoplasmic stress granule; P-body. Gene Ontology annotation, molecular function: RNA helicase activity; ATP binding; mRNA binding.